Molecule: messenger RNA, 390 nt
Organism: Podospora anserina S mat+
Lineage: Eukaryota; Fungi; Ascomycota; Sordariomycetes; Sordariales; Podosporaceae
Exons: 1
Coding region: 1-390 (129 amino acids)
Source: RefSeq, a predicted model, not a curated record
AUGCAGCUCCUCCACAUCCUCGCAGCCUUCCCUCUCACGGCCCUUGCCGCCCUCAACGGCCGAUGCACUGGUUCCGAAGCCACGGGCGAGUGGGGCUCCAAGGGCAUCUGCAUCAGGACUUCGACCUGCAGCAGUGCCGGCGGUGCUUACAAGACUGGCGCCUGCCCGUCUGACCCUGCCGAUGUCAAGUGCUGCCUGGUGGGCCGUGGUCCUUCCGUUGGCACCAACCCUUGUGGUGGUGCUUCGUGGUGUGACUGGACCUCCAACACAUGCAGUGGUAGCCGACUGACUGGUAGUUUUUUAUCAUGCCCUCGGUCCAUCAUGCAUGUACUAACCAAAUCCAUAGGAUACUGCCCCGGCGGAUCCAACUACAAAUGCUGCAGGCUCUAG